AUGGCAAAAGGUGAGGCUAAGAAAACAGCUAAAGCAGUCCGCAAAGGAGAAAAAGAGCAAAAGCACAAAAGAGUCACAAGUGUCAGAUUUAGAAGACCAGACACAAAGAUUGUAAAAAGGACUCCAAAAUACGCUCGCAAAAGCUUGCCAGGCAAAACAAGACUUGAUAAGUUUUCUACCAUCACCAUGCCUCUAGCAACUGAAAAGGCCCUUAAGACAAUUGAAGAUCACAACACGUUAGUAUUUUUAGCGCACCCUAUGGCUAAUAAAAAACAAAUUAAAGAUGCUGCAGAGAAGCUUUACAACAUCAAAGUAGCAAAAGUCAAUACUUUGAUAAGACCUGAUGGGAAAAAGAAAGCUUUCAUCAAAGUCACCCCAGAUUAUGAAGGGCUAGAUAUCGCUAACAAGAUAGGCAUCAUAUAA
This is a messenger RNA of Blepharisma stoltei, 423 nucleotides long. NCBI's taxonomy places the organism in Eukaryota, Ciliophora, Heterotrichea, Heterotrichida, Blepharismidae. The record is from the annotation of a GenBank genome assembly.